Molecule: messenger RNA, 2562 nt
Organism: Tachyglossus aculeatus (Australian echidna)
Lineage: Eukaryota; Metazoa; Chordata; Mammalia; Monotremata; Tachyglossidae
Gene: TRPC7
Product: transient receptor potential cation channel subfamily C member 7
Exons: 11
Coding region: 1-2562 (853 amino acids)
Biological process (GO): manganese ion transport; calcium ion transmembrane transport; regulation of cytosolic calcium ion concentration
Cellular component (GO): membrane; cation channel complex
Molecular function (GO): protein binding; inositol 1,4,5 trisphosphate binding; store-operated calcium channel activity
Source: RefSeq, a predicted model, not a curated record
AUGCAGCGCAGACACACCACCCUGCGGGAGAAGGGGCGGCGGCAGGCCAUCCGUGGCCCCGCCUACAUGUUCAAUGAGAAAGGCACCAGCCUCACAGCAGAGGAGGAGCGCUUCCUGGACUCGGCCGAGUAUGGCAACAUCCCCGUGGUCCGGAAGAUGCUGGAGGAGUCCAAGACGCUCAACUUCAACUGCGUCGAUUACAUGGGGCAGAACGCCCUGCAGCUGGCUGUGGGCAACGAACACCUGGAGGUGACUGAGCUGUUGCUGAAGAAAGAGAACCUGGCCCGGGUGGGUGAUGCCCUCCUGCUGGCCAUCAGCAAGGGCUACGUGAGGAUCGUCGAAGCCAUCCUGAACCACCCGGCGUUCUCCCAAGGUCAGCGGCUCACCCUCAGCCCCCUGGAGCAGGAGCUCCGGGAUGACGACUUCUAUGCCUACGACGAAGACGGCACCCGCUUCUCGCACGACAUCACUCCCAUCAUUCUGGCCGCCCACUGCCAAGAGUAUGAGAUCGUGCACAUUCUCCUCCUGAAGGGAGCACGGAUAGAAAGGCCCCACGACUACUUCUGCAAGUGCGGGGAGUGCACUGAGAAGCAGAGAAAGGACUCAUUCAGCCACUCCCGGUCCAGGAUGAAUGCCUACAAGGGCUUAGCCAGUGCUGCAUACCUGUCCCUAUCCAGCGAAGAUCCUGUCCUCACUGCCCUGGAGCUGAGCAAUGAAUUGGCCAGGUUGGCCAACAUCGAAACCGAGUUCAAGAAUGACUACCGGAAGCUCUCUAUGCAAUGCAAGGACUUUGUGGUGGGCGUCCUGGACCUGUGUAGAGACACGGAAGAAGUGGAAGCCAUUUUGAACGGCGAUGUGAACAUACAAGUCUGGGCCGAUCACCACCGCCCGAGCCUGAGUCGCAUCAAGUUGGCCAUCAAGUACGAGGUCAAAAAGUUUGUGGCUCACCCCAACUGCCAACAGCAAUUGCUGACCCUGUGGUAUGAAAAUCUGUCAGGCUUACGGCAACAGUCCAUCGCUGUGAAAUUCUUGGCUGUUUUUGGAGUUUCGAUAGGCCUUCCCUUCCUUGCCAUCGCAUACUGGAUUGCCCCCUGCAGCAAGCUAGGCCGGACUCUCAGAAGCCCGUUCAUGAAGUUUGUGGCCCACGCAGUUUCUUUUACCAUCUUCCUGGGCCUCCUGGUGCUGAACGCAUCAGACCGAUUUGAAGGCGUCAAAAACCUGCCCAACGAGACUAUCACCGACUACCCCAAGCAGAUCUUUCGCGUAAAAACCACCCAGUUCUCAUGGACCGAGAUGCUCAUCAUGAAGUGGGUUUUAGGUAUGAUCUGGUCCGAGUGCAAGGAGAUCUGGGAGGAAGGACCUCGGGAAUACGUCAUGCACCUGUGGAACCUUCUCGAUUUUGGGAUGCUCUCGAUCUUCGUGGCUUCGUUCACCGCUCGCUUUAUGGCUUUUCUCAAAGCGAGUGAAGCCCAGCUGUAUGUUGAUCAACACGUCCAUGGAGACAACCUCAAUAAUGCCUCACUGCCCCCAGAAGUGGCUUAUUUCACCUACGCCAGGAACAAGUGGUUACCCUCUGACCCUCAAAUCAUAUCAGAAGGACUAUAUGCCAUAGCUGUGGUACUCAGCUUCUCCCGCAUUGCUUACAUUCUUCCAGCCAACGAGAGCUUUGGACCUCUGCAAAUUUCUUUGGGAAGAACGGUGAAGGAUAUCUUCAAGUUCAUGGUCAUUUUUAUCAUGGUGUUUGUUGCCUUCAUGAUUGGGAUGUUCAACCUGUAUUCCUACUACCUUGGUGCAAAAUACAACCCGGCAUUCACAACGGUAGAAGAGAGCUUUAAAACCUUAUUCUGGUCAAUAUUUGGCUUGUCUGAAGUGAUAUCAGUGGUGCUGAAGUAUGAUCACAAGUUCAUUGAGAAUAUCGGCUACGUCCUCUACGGUGUUUAUAAUGUUACCAUGGUGGUUGUGCUUCUCAAUAUGUUAAUAGCCAUGAUCAACAACUCCUAUCAGGAAAUUGAGGAGGAUGCAGAUGUGGAAUGGAAGUUUGCACGAGCCAAGCUCUGGUUAUCCUAUUUUGAUGAAGGAAGGACGCUGCCAGCUCCCUUCAAUCUAGUGCCAAGUCCCAAGUCAUUUUAUUAUCUCACAAUGAGAAUCAAAAUGUGCCUCAUACAACUCUGCAAAUCUAAGGCCAAAAGCUGUGAAAAUGACCUGGAAAUGGGCAUGCUGAACUCCAAACUUAGGAAGUCUCGUUAUCAGGCCAGUGCCCGAAAUUCUGAAAACUUUACCGUGAAAAACACUUUCAGCAAGCCCACAAGAUACCAGAAAAUCAUGAAGCGGCUUAUCAAAAGAUACGUCCUGAAGGCCCAGGUGGAUAGAGAGAAUGACGAAGUCAAUGAAGGGGAGCUGAAGGAGAUCAAGCAGGAUAUCUCCAGUCUCCGCUACGAGCUUCUGGAGGAAAAGUCCCAGGCGACUGGGGAGUUGGCCGGCCUGAUCCAGCAGCUCAGCGACAAAUUUGGGAAAAAUUUGAACAGAGAGCACUUUGCAAUGAAUAAGACCAAGGACGACUGA